AUGCCUACUCAAUUGCAGAUCAAAGUCGACGCGUUGAAAAGGGUCAUCAAGGAGGAAAAAUUGUAUAGACAGGAGGUGGCUGAGCAGGACAAAUACGUCGCGCAGAUGAAAGCCAACAAUGCUGACGAGUACGAGAUCAAGAAGCAGGUCGAGGUGCUCGAGGAGAGUCAACGGAUGGUGCCUGUUGUCGGUGACAAGAUCAAGGAGUUGAAGCAGUCGCUAAAAGAGUAUUUGGGCACUUAUACUGGGGAAGAGGACACAAGUGAAGCUAAAUCGCUAAUUUAG
This is a messenger RNA of Lodderomyces beijingensis, 285 nucleotides long. Lineage: Eukaryota; Fungi; Ascomycota; Pichiomycetes; Serinales; Debaryomycetaceae. The record is from the annotation of a GenBank genome assembly.